GGAGUUGUGGAAGUUCUUAGAUCACCAACGAACAAAUUUCAAGUUCUCCUUAAUGCUUCAUUUGGCGAUAAGCCUGAUUUGGGGUUGUAUUACACCAUUCGAACAGGAAGCAAUGAGGUUUUUCUGCAAGUGGUAAGUAGGUGGUUAAAGUUGCAUUUAGCGGAGGUGGUUCAACAGCGACUUUAUGCCGAUGUGGAGGAAGAUACGGUCUACUUACAACUUCUACUGAUAACCGUCGCUUCUUUGGUGUUGGUUGUUUUUGUCGUCUCAAUAAUCUUUUCUUGCUGGUGGAUAAAGAGUCGCCAAGAAAGUCUGGACACUGGUUCGUAUUACGUAGACGCUACUGAAAUGGAAACCGCAUAUUCACGUGUGCGAUUUAAACUUUUGCUGAUUUCGCAGCCCGAAUGCAAGACGGACUCGAGGGUUGAUGGAAACGGCGUGGAAUCCGUGGAUGCUGAGAUUGAAUUAAUUUCCUUGGGACAGAACCCUUACAGCAAUGAAGGCGCAGGCACAAGGGCACUCACAGGUGGAGAGUACACGACAUUCGCGUCGCUGGCAGAAGAGCUGUCAGCUGCGAGGUCUGGACUGUCGAGCAGCGAUCCGCACUCGGCCCUCCCAGGAGUAACCCAUACCCUCCCCCGCUACACCAUCGCGGGCAACAACGGCACAUCGAGUGGCAGCGGCGGCGGUGCUGCGGUCCCUCUCGGGGUACCGCCGUCAGUACUCUCCCCGGCUAUCGCCUCCACCUCUAGCACCUUCGGCGCCUCCCUCCCGCGUAUGCCCGCCUUCGAAAGAACCGCCAUUCCUGUAGGCAUGAAAAUCGGCCUAGCCUCGACAACCGGACGCACCCGCCACGUGGCGAAGGAGUUCCUGGACGAGUCUGUGCUGAAUGUGGCGUCACGGAGACUCAAGCCGACGACGGACCAGACAUCGCUCAGGCGUCCGCCGCUCUCCAACCUCGUCGCCACACCGUCCAGCACGCAGCAGGUCGUCCUCGUUCCAGCUGUUUCGGGCAGCGCAACUACCGCCGAUCAGGCGUUCCUUUUGGCUUCGGCAGCUGACGGCGUAAUGCGUCCACUGUCACCGAUCGGGGUUGUGGAAACACUCGGACCGUCGGCUCUGGUGAGCGGUCAGCUGGUGAACCCGUGCGAAAUCCAUCCAAUCGCGGUGUCGACUCCGACAGGCGCCCUACUCGUGCAAGUGGAUCCCACUCAAUCGCCCACAGCGACGUCCGAUGUGAGUGUGUUUCAACACCACAGUCCAACUUUGCGGGCAGCCGCCGGAGCACCUGUCGGUGGAAUGCCAAUUUUGGCGGGCGAUUUACUCGCAGAGAUGGCGGCAUGCCCCCAGCACAGUUAUCUUGUGCGCCAACAGAUAGAUUCCACAUUUGAGACGUCUCCGCCAAUCAGCGUGGCCCCUGUUGAAACCAUAGGUACUGCCGCGGCCGUUUCUAGCGUAGCAUCUCAACUUAACGAAGAGACACUGGUCGGUGCACCAAGUACUCUAACUCAUGACCCUCCCGACCCUCCUGUCUCCGAUCCUCAACCCGGAGCCGAGAUCCCUGCUAACCCCCCUGACGAUUCAAGCCAAAUUUCCACAAAAAUUCCGCCUCCUAUUACUCGACGCCAGGCGUCUGCGGGGUGUUCUGAAACGCUUCCUCGAUCAAUGGGACGCAGUGGUUCCCACACUGAUAGCGUUGACAGCGAUCUCAAUAGGCCGGGCUCUUCUGCAACACUUCCAGCAGGAAGCGGUUCGGGAUCGGCACGAAAAUCAGCUCUCAAGGGUCCAGGCGGAUCCAAGGUCAGCAAGCAGAUACGUUUCACUUUCCUCAACCUCGUGGCCAUCUCUUGCGUAGUAACGGUUGCCAUGGCCUCAAGCGUUCUUACAGACUCCGAAGCCGACGGUGCUAGUGUGCAUGGCGUAAACGUGAUAAAAUUUCCAUCUCCAACGCCUAACACCACUGCCUCGGCAUCCGAACGCGUGGAUGCGCGUCAUACAACAGGCGCAUUCCUUCGCGUCACCCUGUGGAUACCAGAUUACUUUGCUCUGGGAGGGGAGGCCUCUAAACGCCUCCAAGGCCUCGACAACAGCACUCUGCGUCGGAAACCGCCCGCUUCCAUUCAACUCUGGCUCAACCGCACCAGCCGCACUGAAGUCCACCUCGGACCGAACGUCCAUCGUAGUGCCGUGGAAAUCUACGAAGUUGGAUCGGGGCGGGAUCGUCAAGUUCCAGCUGAAGUGACCUUCAUCUUCUUUCCACCACACAAGUCAAUCGAAUCUCGGCACUCUUUCACGCUCCAGGCACCACCUCGUCAAGUAGGCACACCCAGUCACCCCUUGGCUUCAACUCAAGCCAAAACAUCUCUGCGUCAUGUCGUGGUGUGCCCUCGUGUGGCGGAUGUAGUGCAGUGCGUGAUUUCUGAGCGCUUAGCUUGCUUCAAAGACCUUACCAGCGCGAUGGCAGCAGACGACGAUUACGCCAAAAUGGAGCUCUGGAACCUCGAGAUCAUCUUCGCGGUUGCAGCGACGCCUGUAAUUGACUUGGUGUCGUUGGGUCGCGCUAGAGUCGUGAUUGUGGGCUUGAAAGCACGUGUUCCACGCACCGCGACUCCGUUGUGGCCCUUGCAUCAGCUUGCUUGGGUUUGGGGUCGCGUCCAGCCCAGCCGAUUUAUGUCGCACAAGAGUCCGGCCCCCACUACGGGUGUAAUUUACGGCCUCUUUCAGCUGGACGCGGGUACAAAGUGCAAAUUAACCCUGGCGUGUUCACGUCUCGACACGCAGCCCGACCUCCUACCGCCAGGCCCGAACUCUCCAGACACAUUCCAUUGGCAAUUCUAUUCACGACUGGAAGAUCAGUCUUUUACCGUGUACGGUUCCCAAUUUUCCUAA
Mesocestoides corti is the source of this 2889-nucleotide messenger RNA. The record is from the annotation of a GenBank genome assembly. NCBI's taxonomy places the organism in Eukaryota, Metazoa, Platyhelminthes, Cestoda, Cyclophyllidea, Mesocestoididae.